Abrus precatorius (Indian licorice) is the source of this 1421-nucleotide messenger RNA. RefSeq names its product transcription factor TGA3-like. Gene Ontology annotation, biological process: regulation of DNA-templated transcription; DNA-templated transcription. Bases 182 to 1351 code for a protein of 389 amino acids. The transcript is spliced from 9 exons. The record is from RefSeq and is a predicted model, not a curated record. Lineage: Eukaryota; Viridiplantae; Streptophyta; Magnoliopsida; Fabales; Fabaceae. Gene Ontology annotation, molecular function: sequence-specific DNA binding; DNA-binding transcription factor activity.
CUUAGCCACUGAGUUUUCACAUGUCUAUAUAUAUUCACUUCUGAGAAUCAACCUGGGGUCUUUCAUGAACUAACCAACUUCCAAGAUCGCUGAUUUUGUCAAUUAAGCUAGCUGCUAGCUAUAGAAAACUCUUCUUUUAUCAUUUGGACGUUGCAAGAGAUUAAAAAAAAAAAAAACCUUAAUGGAUAUAUAUGAGCCGUUCCAGCAAGUUAGCAUGUGGGGGGACAGCUUUAAAGUUGAUGGUGGCCUUGGUUCAAUUGCUUCCCCAAUGUUAAUGGAAAACACUAGCAUGGAGAGCAAGUCUGAGUAUAUUCCUAACGAAUCAAGAGAGCCUUCUGGAGCAGAUCAAGAGACUACAAAUAAAGGUGUUAGUAAGGUGCUAAGACGCCUAGCUCAGAAUCGAGAGGCUGCGAAAAAGAGUCGGCUGCGGAAAAAGGCUUAUGUUCAACAACUAGAAACAAGCCGUUUGAAGCUCAUGCAAUUGGAGCUAGAGAUUGGGAAAGCAAGGCAGCAGGGUCUGUAUAUAGGCAGUUCAUUAGAUGCCAGUUACACGGGAUCAUCCGAAACAAUAAACCCAGGGAUUGUUGCAUUUGAAAUAGAAUAUGGACAUUGGGUUGAAGAGCAACACAGGCGGAAUGAAGAACUUAGACAUGCAUUUCAAACUCAAGCAUCUGAAGGACAACUCCAUCUACUUGUUCAGAAUGUCUUAAACCAUUACUCAAAUCUUUUCAGAAUGAAAGCAGAUGCUGCAAAGGCUGAUGUCCUUUUCUUAAUCUCUGGUGUGUGGAAAGCAUCAGUGGAGCGCAUUUUCCUUUGGAUUGGAGGGUCUCGCCCGUCACAGCUUCUAAAUAUAAUCGUGCCACAACUUGAGCCUUUGACUGAUCAACAAAUUGCUAGUAUUAACAAUCUCCGGCUCUCAUCUCAGCAAGCGGAAGAUGCUCUUUCACUAGGACUGGAUAAACUCCAGCAGAGUCUGGUCCAUGACAUGGCAGUGGAUCGAUUUGGUGUAGGAAACUUUCGACUUCAGAUGGCUGUUGCUGCGGAAAAAUUUGAGGCAUUAGAAGGUUUUGUAAACCAGAUCACCUUAGGCAACAAACUCUGCUGCACAUGUCACGCAUCCUGUCAACUCACCAAGCUGCUAGGGGCUUACUGGCUCUUGGGGAAUUCUUUCACCGUCUUCGUACUCUUUGUUCUCUUUGGGCUGCUCGUCCAUGUGAUCUUACACCUUAAAGGAAGAAACCUGCUUCUGCUUCAACUUCAACUUCAACUUCAACUGGAUGAUCAACCAUGUGCUUUACUGAACAGUUACGCAAGUUUUGGAUAUCAUCAUAUGAGUAUGAAUGUGAAGUAAAUGCUGUGUAGUGUACUACUAUGAAGCAAAAUCGUGAUUUACAGCUUUUGAGAGUAUGCUUGUACAUAAG